Molecule: messenger RNA, 2580 nt
Organism: Rhizophagus irregularis DAOM 181602=DAOM 197198
Lineage: Eukaryota; Fungi; Glomeromycota; Glomeromycetes; Glomerales; Glomeraceae
Product: DEAD (Asp-Glu-Ala-Asp) box polypeptide 23
Biological process (GO): mRNA splicing, via spliceosome
Cellular component (GO): catalytic step 2 spliceosome
Molecular function (GO): RNA binding; RNA helicase activity; ATP binding
Source: RefSeq, a predicted model, not a curated record
GGAUAAAUUUUGAUGGUCUACAGAUCUAUUUUAUAAAAUGCCAACUGAAAGAACUGAAAGAUCUCGAAGAUCGUAUGCCGACACUUCCUCAAGUUCAAGGAGGCAUCGUUCCCGAUCGCCUCAUUCACGCCGGGACGAUUCUUACCACAGACAUCGAUAUGGGAGAGAAUAUGAAAGGGAUAGUCGAAGAAGUGGUGAUUAUAACGAACUGCCACGCAGGGGUUCACCUAGCCAUGAUAAAGCACGAUAUGAUUCUCGGGAAAUUCGGGAAAAUGAAAAUACCUCCGAUAAAACCCUUAAUAAUAAAGAUUCGACAAAGGAGUCGAACGGUGCAUUAAAACCUAAAGUUCCAAUAUCUUUGGAAGAAUUAUUGCAGAAGAGAGAAUCUGAGAAACAAGUUAAUGAGAGACCCAAAUUCUUGACAAAAGAAGAACGAGCAAAAGUAGCAUUGGACAAACGACAAAAAGAAGUUGAAGAACAACGUCGUAAACAGGAUGAAGAAAGGCGCCAGCAAGAAGAAUUUCAAAGACGUGCCGCGGAAGAAGCUCGUCAAAAUGGGUAUGGACGUGAUAGACGAGAUUAUUAUGAUCGAUAUGAUCGUGAUAGAUAUGACCGUUAUGAUCGUGAAAGGCCAAGGGUUAAAGAUAGAGAUAGUGAAAAACGUCCUAAUGAUAAAUCAGAUACAAAUGCAGAAACAGAAAAAUUAGCCGAUAAGGAAUUACAGGCUAUAAGGGAACGAUAUAUGGGAGGUGAACGGAAAAAACGUAAAAUACGUAAAAUGAAUGAAAAGAAGUUUGUUUUUGAUUGGGAUGCUGGGGAAGAUACUUCACAAGAUUUUAAUCCGCUGUACGCAAAUAAACAUAAUGCACAAAUGUUUGGCCGUGGACAUUUCGCUGGCAUCGACAUCAAAGAACAAAAACGUGAUCGUGCUCAAUUUUAUAACCAGCUCCUUGAAGAAAGAAGGACACUUGAUCAAAAAGAUCGCGCUGAGGAAAGGUUGGAAAUUGAUAGACGUAAAGAGUUAAAGACAAUGUGGGAUGAUCGUCAUUGGUCGGAAAAACCAUUGACAGAGAUGAAAGAAAGAGAUUGGCGUAUUUUUAAAGAAGAUUUCAAUAUUACCACUAAAGGUGGCAGUAUUCCAAAUCCUAUAAGGUCUUGGGCAGAAUCUGGUUUGUCGGAACGCAUACUUAAUCUUAUUGAGAGUAUUGGAUAUAAAUCUCCCACUCCUAUUCAACGUCAAGCUAUACCAAUCGGUUUACAAAAUAGGGAUAUUAUUGGUAUUGCUGAAACAGGAAGCGGUAAGACUGCUUCAUUUGUAAUACCAAUGCUUGUAUAUAUAUCCGAUCUUCCAAGAUUGACGGAAGAAAACAUGUCAGAUGGUCCAUACGCUUUAAUUUUGGCUCCUACUCGUGAAUUGGCUCAGCAAAUAGAGCAAGAAACAUUGAAAUUUGCAGCACCUAUGGGAUUCAAUUGCGUUUCCAUCGUUGGUGGGCAUGCAGUAGAAGAACAAGCAUUUAAUUUGAGAAAUGGCGCCGAAAUUAUUAUCGCCACUCCUGGUCGUUUGAAAGAUUGUUUGGAUCGAAGGAUAUUGGUUCUUAAUCAAUGUACCUAUGUAGUCAUGGAUGAAGCUGAUCGUAUGAUAGAUAUGGGUUUCGAAACGGAUGUAAAUGUAAUUUUAGAUGCAUUGCCUGUAUCAAAUGUGAAGCCAGAUACAGAUGAGGCAGAAAAUCCGGCUGAAAUGCUUAAGAAGAUUGGACAAAAAGAACGUUAUAGACAAACUGUGAUGUUUUCAGCUACUAUGCCUCCAGCCGUAGAACGUUUGGCUAAAAGAUAUUUAAGACGACCCGCAGUGGUAACUAUAGGAACAGCCGGUCAGGCAGUAGAUACUGUUGAACAAAGGGUAGAAAUGAUAAAUGAUGAAGGCAAAAAGAAAGCAAGACUUCUAGAACUACUUCAAGGUUCUUUUGAUCCACCAAUCAUCAUAUUUGUUAAUCAAAAGAAAGGAUGUGACGUUCUUGCCAGAGCAUUAAACAAACUUGGGUACCGUGCAACAACGCUACACGGUGGCAAAACUCAGGAACAAAGAGAAAGUGCAUUGGCGCAUCUUAAAAACGGAACAAUGGAUAUAUUGGUGGCCACUGAUGUAGCUGGACGUGGUAUAGAUGUAAAGAAUGUUUCAUUGGUAAUCAAUUAUGAUAUGGCCAAGAAUAUUGAAGAUUAUACACAUCGUAUUGGUCGUACUGGACGUGCCGGUAAAUCUGGUGUCUCGAUUACGUUCUUAUCUAACGCAGAUGCUGAUGUCAUGUAUGAUCUUAAGCAAAUGAUUAUGAAAUCACCUAUAUCUCGUGUACCUGCUGAGUUGUCAUCUCAUCCAUCAGCAAUGGCUAAACCCGGUACUUAUAUAGCCAAACGAAAACACGAGGAAACUAUUUUUCAAUGAUUUUUCUAUUUACAUCUAUAAUGAUACACAUUCUAAGAGAAAAUUAUAUUUACUGCGAUCUGUACAUAUAAAUUACACUAAUUAUUACGUUAUGAAUUACAUUUAUUUCUAAUAAAAACGGGGAAAAAAUGCAUUUUUCG